AUGACUUUAACACAUGCAACAUCUUUAAAACUACUGAAGCCAGAAGCAACAGCUUUGCUUCUUGAAAAUGAUCUCAAAGAAUACUGUUCGAUCGUGGACACUAUGCAAGGUCCAAAUGCUGUUAAUAACUACGCAGGACCUUGUCUCACUUUAGCAGCAGCUUGCAAAAAUAAAUCAAAUGCUAAGACUUGGAAAAGCUCUGCAGAUUCAUUAAAAGACGAUGCUAAGAAAAGAUUUGAGAAAUUUAGGAGUUGUACCGUUACUGACAAAGAUAUACAAAUGUUGGUAAAAGCUAAGAAUUCAAAACCGACAGAAUCUAAGACUAAUAAAGACAAUGUUGAAAAUAUUACUAAACUGAAACCAAAUUUCCAAUAUACUGAUAAUAGUAGUGGAGACAAGUCUAAAAAUAUUUUUACACCAAAGCCAAAUUUCCAAUAUACAUCAAAUUCUGCACCUAAUAAGUUCUCUCGCCAACCAUCUUUCACAAGUACCUACAAUAACAAUAAUAAGACUUCUAUCCCUGACCAACCUGAUUCACCGAGUACUACCAAUGCGUUUAGAACAGCCAAAAGUGAACUUAUUUUGCAACAAAUGAAAAGAAUCAGGGUCUUUGGGCACUAG
Ctenocephalides felis (cat flea) is the source of this 621-nucleotide messenger RNA. RefSeq lists its product as uncharacterized. The transcript has 3 exons. Bases 1 to 621 code for a protein of 206 amino acids. The record is from RefSeq and is a predicted model, not a curated record. Lineage: Eukaryota; Metazoa; Arthropoda; Insecta; Siphonaptera; Pulicidae.